AUGAGCCAGCAGCCUAUUACCUUGUCGAUUGACUACGCCAAGAAGACUACGUCUGGAAACUGGACCUGGACCUUCAAGAACACCUAUGACUGGACCGGACUUGUUCCUGGAAGUCGGCUUCACCCUCCUUACGGAGCCUUCGAAAUGAUCAAGUUGAAAACGACAAAACCUCUUGGUUCAGUUACGAAUAAUUCACUGGAUCUUGGUCUUACAUUAGACAGCGCAGACUUUACCCUGACAUUAUCGGCUGACUCAGCGCCCCACUGGUACGAUAUCUAUUGGAGUGACAGCUUGCCCUUUGAAAUUGAAGACGGGGCUGUCAAAAUUAGUGAGGUCGAUGUCAAAAUCCCAGACGUUAACUUCUUCUGCGCCACCAAUGUACUUGCUCCUGGACAGAAUAUUGUACAGGUAGACGCUACCAUGGGAUUGAUCACUCCUUACGAUUGCGUUUUGGUUGGCCAAGUUUCUCCUCCCACGCCUCAGUCCAUACAGGGCUUCCUAGGACAGAUCCUUGGGGGCUUUAUCAACAAAGACCAAAAUAGCAUUGUGCAGACAGUUACCUCGCACGGAUAUGAGAUUGAAGCUAUCGACUUUGAUCAACUGGACACCCUAUAUACACCCGGCCAAACCUUUGACGUGCGAAUUCUCGGCGGCGACUACCAGAUUAAUGAGCCAAACAUCGGACUAUCUACGAUUGCAAUUAACCCUAUCAGUGCCGACACCGUUCAAGGGAUCGGUCAGAGUGUUGAUCAAUCCACGGGAAGCAUUUCGUUCAAAACCAAUGGAGGCACCAAUUGUUACCUGAUGACGUUUGCACGCCAACAACCCGCUAGUGACUCCCAGCAACCGACGACCACUAUCAGCGGCUUCACGUGGCCUGCAAAAGACCCAACCCAAAAGACACCUUUCUCUGGUCAGCAGUUCUAUCCACUCGUCCAAGAUAGUCUAAGCAGCGACCUGGUCAUUCUUAGCAAUGAUCCUAAUCAAGACUGGUGGGAAUCUACAUCAGCUACGAAAAUGAUGUUCGCCAUCGGUGUCGGCCUUGCAUUUGUGCCGGUUCAGAAUUUAUUAGGAUACAUCUUUUCUUGGGCCAAGACCAAAGUGUUUCCAGAAAACCAGCAUGACCAAGUUCUUAAGUUCCAGGAAUUGUACAAGGCGGCCACUUUGAAGGUUGCCAAUGCGGAGGCUCGGAAAUUAGACUUUCCAGUAGCCGAUGCCGCUAACCUGGCUUCGCAAGCUGCCACAGAUUACUUGAACGAACAGACUAGCGUGAGCGAUAAACAGACACUUGAGGCUGGAGCUCGGGCAGCCAUCAAUCAGGCUACACAGCGCGCUAUCAAUGAAACGAUUGGUCCCCAGAUCCGCAACACAAUCGCUGGAUAUACCGCUCUCAUCAAAGAUGCGUCUAUGACUAUCGUAGACGGGGCGUGCCUCAGCAGGUUCGAUGCGAUCUUUGGCGGAAAACGGUCUGCACUAAUCGCUACCUACGUGGAGAAAGCAGUGGCGGCGUUGAUCACGCAGCGUGCGGCACAGGAGAACAAAGCUCGCAUCGGCCAAUUGGCGAAACAGAUUCAGGAGGGAAACGAAAACACUAAGCAAUUUCGUAAUCAGGCCAUAGCCGCGAAGGAGGCGCUUGAACAGGAAGAGAAGACAACCGACGACCCAGCACAGCUGAAACCUCUCCAAGACAAACUCACUGAAGCGGAGAAUCGGCUGAAGGAAGAAGAACAAAGUGUUGUAACGGCCGAAUCACAGCAAAAAGAAGCUACAAGCAAUCAGGAGGGACUAGAGAAAGAUCAAGAAGAGGCAGAUAGUGCUCGCGAUCAAGCGCACGGAGAAGCAUACAAUACUUAA
Fusarium sp. VM40 is the source of this 1854-nucleotide messenger RNA. Lineage: Eukaryota; Fungi; Ascomycota; Sordariomycetes; Hypocreales; Nectriaceae. The record is from the annotation of a GenBank genome assembly.